This is a messenger RNA of Papaver somniferum (opium poppy), 1065 nucleotides long. RefSeq names its product short-chain dehydrogenase reductase 3b-like. Bases 145 to 1038 code for a protein of 297 amino acids. Lineage: Eukaryota; Viridiplantae; Streptophyta; Magnoliopsida; Ranunculales; Papaveraceae. The transcript is spliced from 2 exons. The record is from RefSeq and is a predicted model, not a curated record.
CAGCCACCCAACAAAGUUAGUAUGAUUUCCAAGACCAUUCUGCUAAAAUAUACUGUAGUACUGUCAUCUUCUUUCUUCAAUCCAAUUAGUUUGUUCCAUAUCUCUUGCCUUUUGUUCACAUAGAUUAUUCAUAAUUUACCAUCAAUGAGGUUGAAGGAUAAAGUGGCCAUAAUCACCGGUGCAGCAAGUGGUAUCGGUGAAGCAGCGGCAAGGUUAUUUGUAGAAAAUGGUGCAUUUGUCGUGAUUGCCGAUAUCCAAGAUGAAUUAGGUGAUCAAGUUGUCUCUUCGAUUGGGCCAGAUAAAGCUAGUUAUAUCCACUGCGAUGUCACGGACGAAAAGCAAGUCGAGGAGGCAGUAGCAUAUGCUUUAUACAAGUAUGGAACACUGGAUAUUGUGUACAGCAAUGCAGGAAUCGUUGGAUCAAUGCGUCCGAUUCUUGAUAUAGACAUGAAUGAGUUUGAAAAUAUGAUAGAUGUUAAUGUCUGCGGCGGUGCGGCCAUGAUAAAGCACGCUGGUCGUGCAAUGGUGGCACGGAAAAUUCGUGGAUCGAUCAUAUGCACGGCUAGCGCAACAGCAAUUCGAGGUGGGAUAGGACCAAUUGAUUACACAACGUCAAAGCACGCAAUAUUGGGUCUGGUUCAUUCUGCCUCGUUUGAGUUGGGAAGUUACGGAAUCAGAGUUAAUUGCGUCUCUCCAAUAACAGUGGCGACACCAUUGACCUGUAAGUUGCCUGUGUUCAAUAAUUUUUGCUUGGAUCCAGAGCUUAUCGAAGCUUUUGCUUCUGUUACCUUGAAUCUAAAGGGAAUGGUUUUGAAAGCAAAAGAUGUAGCAGAGGCAGCUUUGUUUCUGGCUUCCGAGGAAUCAAGUUGCAUCAGUGGGCACAAUAUAGUUAUCGAUGGAGGAUUAACAUGUACAAGUAACAUAUACCCAAUUGAUUAUGUCACACUUGUCAUUCCAUUUUUGCGAUGGUCGGUCCAUAAAUGCAUAUCAAAAUGUACUUCCAUUCUUGCAGUUUGUAAGAGUUACCUUACAACUUAAAUCAAAUUGAAAUUGGAAUGAAAAUUG